This is a messenger RNA of Mizuhopecten yessoensis (Yesso scallop), 3125 nucleotides long. RefSeq names its product cytochrome P450 4F8-like. The record is from RefSeq and is a predicted model, not a curated record. Bases 195 to 1814 code for a protein of 539 amino acids. NCBI's taxonomy places the organism in Eukaryota, Metazoa, Mollusca, Bivalvia, Pectinida, Pectinidae. The transcript is spliced from 14 exons. Gene Ontology annotation, molecular function: iron ion binding; oxidoreductase activity, acting on paired donors, with incorporation or reduction of molecular oxygen; heme binding.
GCUACAACCAGUAUUGCAGCAGGCGUUUGUGUGGCGUAAGAUUAGUGAUAACCUAGGUGUUCUGUGGUAUCCUUACACUGGUAAGCUUAAGAUGCAUAACUAAAGUUACCUCAUUGUGACCUGAUCGGAAAGUGACUCCAAGGAACGCCUUUUUGAAGUUCUACAUAUUGAUGACGAUCAUUUAACCUCCAAAUAUGCUAGAGGACGUAUGGUCUGUUGUGCCGAUAAAAAGCAUGUGGCCCUUGACGAUUCUGGAAGGGAUACUGCCCCUGAUGUCGCUGAAAGACGUGUAUCCCUCUAUUACUGUAGGAGGAUUGUUCCGCAUCCUGAUCCUAGGAAUUAUUCUUUGGAAGAUCCCCCGGUUUGUAUACCGGUACAGUCACUUUUACAGAGCGGCUAUACGUGUCCAGACUAUAGGACCGGUCCACCCACUAUGGGGCAACCUCAAUCUAAUUAAGGAGGUUCCCGACUAUUUCGAGCUGAUACAACAAUGUGUACAGAAGACGCGCACGAGGACCUACGUCACAUGGAUUACGUCACUGAGCCACUAUUUUGGUGUUUGUCAUCCGGAGACGGCCAAACUACUCCUCAAGUCAUCAGAACCGAAACCAAAGGGGAUAGGACAGGGAUACCGCAGUUUUAUCCCUUGGCUUGGUGAUGGACUGUUACUAAGUGAAGGCGCCAAAUGGGAGAGAAACAGACGAUUGCUUACGCCAGCCUUCCACUUCGAUAUUCUGAAAUCCUACGUGAAAACGUAUAACGAAGUUGCUGAUAUCCUGAUAAAUAAGCUGCUGAAUGCAUCAAAGAGUGGGAAGAGUAUCGAAAUAUAUGAGUUGGUGGGACUAGCUACUCUGGACACCAUGCUGAGGUGCUCGCUGUCGUAUGACGGAAAUAUUCAACAGAAGGGGGACUCACACCCGUACGUAAGAGCAGUUAGAAGACUUACCCAGUUAUGUCUAGAACGAACACUAAAACCCUGGCUUUUUAUGGAUUGGAUGUUUAUAUUAUCUCCACAAGGAAGAGAGUUCCGUAGAUUGAUCAAUCACGUCCAUGCUUUCGCGGAUGACAUCAUUGAGCGAAGACGUAGUAAUAUGAGUACAAGCAACACAAACACAAGAAAACGUUUAGACUUCCUUGAUAUUCUGCUCGUCUCGCGAGAUGAGAAUGGUAGUGGUCUAUCAGAUAGAGACAUCCGAGCGGAAGUGGACACAUUUCUUUUUGAAGGCCACGACACGACAGCGUCGGCCGUCACCUGGGCACUGUACUGCUGUGCAAAGUACCCAGAGGAACAAGAGAAGAUUUACCAGGAGUUGACCUUUCUUACCGACAAUAAUGAUUAUAUGGGCUGGGACUCUAUCAAGGGCAUCGACUACUUAAACCUGUUCAUCAAGGAGACAAUGCGGAUGUACAGUCCCGUCCCUAUGAUUGGCCGAAGACUGACCAAACCAGUCCUGGUGGACAACGUCCUCUUUCCUAAAGACUCCGUCAUUGAGAUCAACAUCAGCGCUAUGCAUCACCACCCAGACGUAUUCCCAGAUCAUAUGGAAUUCCGGACCGACAGAUUUCUGGACGCGAAUGUGGGAGACAAUGAUCCGUUCAGUUUCGUACCUUUCUCGGCGGGACCAAGAAACUGCAUCGGACAAAACUUUGCCAUGAACGAACAGAGAGUGUUGAUUGCCAGAGUUAUACGAAGAUUCAAAAUCAAACUGGAUCCACAACACGAGACGAAAAUUUUUCCGGAAGUAGUUACUAGGCCACAGUUCGGGGUCAGAGUCAUUCUGGAAGAAAGAGAGCCUCCGUCUGUAUUCCUGUGACCGAACUAUUAAUCGAUUACAGUCUACCUCAACAUUCUAUAUUUACAUUAGCGCUACAACCCACUAAAUGAACAUUACCAGCAGAAAUACGUUUCAUUUGAGUGUGAAAGCAAAAACUUUACUUAUGACGCAACGGAUUAACCUUGUUCAAUGAGAGUCUUCGGAUAACGUGGAGAAUGCCCCUGUGUCAAACACUCAAACGACUACGGUUAAUUAUUGGCGCCAAUUUUAUUCAAAUAGGGCUGUUCCGCCAAUGUCGUUUAAAGGAUGACGCAUAUACAAAACGCAGCAAAUAAAUGAAUUAUUUAAGAACAAAUUAAUAAAAUUAAACAAUUGUUCUUUAGUAAAAAUGUAAGUAUAUGGAUUUAACGGCUUUUUUAAUGUUCAUGCCGGUAUGAACGCAAAUCGGUUCAAGUUCAAGUUCAUUUAUUUCCUUAAGCUUUACAGCUCAUCAGUUGUGCAUAUAUACAGUGCAACAUAAAGUAAACAAUUCCACAUCAACACACAUACACACCACUUUCACACCUACUCCUAGAAGUGUAGAGAGAUAUCUUGCACUGCUAAAAAUAAUGCAUUUAAUAAUAGAAUAUUGUUUGAUGAUAAGAACAUAUUAAUGUAUUACUGACAAACACUUGAUACAAUUGACUUAAUUCAGUACAUUGUGUCGUCUUCUAUUUGCGAUUCUUACAUAUUUGGCCAAAUCAGUUAUUUCUUUUUUCAUUUUGAGUGGAUAACAACUUAAUGAAUUUAUACAUACUUGUAUGUCUGAUAUAGAAAGGUUUGAUAAAUGAAUUGCGCAAAUCGUAAUAAAAUGGACAUUAAAGAACAAAAUGAAAUUCAUCUUCUACACCAUUAGAGGCACAAAACGAACAAACCCUGUUUUUGUGUUCAAUACCUUGGUAUCUAUCAGUUUCUACAUUAAGUUUAUGAGAAGAUGUUCUAAUCCUUACUAACUCCUUCAAGUGUUGAAUAUCAAUAGACUUUUUUAAGGAACUUUGUUAACCAAACUCAUCACAGAGAUAUUUGUAUAGAUUACAUUUAGAAGAAGUGUUAUUUUUUUCGAAACAUUCCUGUUUGAAAAAUUCCGUGAUUCUUUCUUUAAAAAUUGGCACUAAAUCAUCUUGUAUGUCUUUCAAUUCCCAAACAUAUCCCAAUCCUAUCCUAAACAAUUUAUUUUUAUACUCAUAAGCCAAUGAUUUUCACAGUCGGACAUUUCUUCAUAACAUGCCUGAAGGGGCGCGUCUAAUUACCCAAUACCACCCAAUACUACCCAAUACCACCCAAUACUACCCCAUACGACCCAGUUAUGAA